Molecule: messenger RNA, 1475 nt
Organism: Myotis brandtii (Brandt's bat)
Lineage: Eukaryota; Metazoa; Chordata; Mammalia; Chiroptera; Vespertilionidae
Gene: PRMT3
Product: protein arginine methyltransferase 3
Exons: 14
Coding region: 67-1359 (430 amino acids)
Biological process (GO): peptidyl-arginine methylation
Cellular component (GO): nucleus
Molecular function (GO): protein-arginine N-methyltransferase activity
Source: RefSeq, a predicted model, not a curated record
UUAUUUACAUCUGCUGAAGAAACGUUUUCGCACUGUAAGUCUGAGCAUCAAUUUAAUAUCGAUACCAUGGUCCAUAAACAUGGACUUGAAUUCUAUGGAUACAUUAAACUAAUAAAUUUUAUUAGGCUUAAGAAUCCUACAGUUGAGUAUAUGAAUUCCAUAUGUAAUCCAGUGCCUUGGGAAAAAGAAGAGUAUUUGAAGCCAGUAUUAGAAGAUGACCUUUUACUUCAGUUUGAUGUAGAAGAUCUUUAUGAACCAGUGUCAGUCCCAUUCUCAUUCCCCAAUGGACUCAGUGAAAAUACCUCUGUUGUUGAAAAAUUGAAACAUAUGGAAGCCAGGGCACUGUCUGCUGAAGCUGCAUUAGCUAAAGCACGUGAGGAUCUUCAAAAAAUGAGACAAUUUGCUCAGGAUUUUGUGAUGAACGCAGAUGUCAGAACCUGGUCGGCAUCUACUACUGCCAUUGCAGACCUUCAGGAGGAUGAGGAUGGUGUUUAUUUCAGCUCAUACGGGCAUUAUGGGAUACAUGAAGAAAUGCUAAAGGACAAAAUACGAACAGAAAGUUACCGAGAUUUUAUAUACCAAAAUCCACAUAUCUUCAAAGACAAAGUAGUUUUGGAUGUUGGUUGUGGAACUGGAAUUCUCUCUAUGUUUGCUGCUAAAGCCGGGGCAAAGAAGGUUCUUGGAGUUGAUCAAUCUGAAAUCCUUUACCAGGCAAUGGAUAUCAUAAGACUAAAUAAACUUGAAGAUACUAUCAUACUAAUUAAAGGAAAGAUUGAAGAAGUUCAUCUUCCUGUAGAAAAAGUGGAUGUUAUUAUAUCUGAGUGGAUGGGUUAUUUUCUUCUUUUCGAAUCUAUGUUAGAUUCUGUUCUUUAUGCAAAGAACAAAUACUUGACAAAAGGAGGAUCGGUCUACCCUGAUAUUUGCACUAUCAGCCUUGUGGCAGUAAGUGAUGUGAAUAAACAUGCUGAUAGGAUUGCUUUUUGGGAUGAUGUCUAUGGCUUCAACAUGUCCUGCAUGAAGAAAGCAGUUAUUCCAGAAGCUGUUGUGGAAAUUUUAGAUCCAAAGACUCUUAUUUCAGACGCUUAUAGUAUUAAGCAUAUAGAUUGCCAUAAAACGUCUGUCUCAGAUUUGGAGUUUUCUUCAGAUUUUACCCUGAAAAUCACAAAGACAUCCUUGUGCACGGCAAUUGCUGGCUACUUUGAUAUAUAUUUUGAGAGGAAUUGCCAAAACAGGGUCGUGUUCUCUACAGGCCCCCAGAGUACCGAAACACACUGGAAACAAACAAUAUUUCUAUUGGAAAAGCCAUUUUCAGUUAAAGCAGCACUGCUUUGUGGUAUCCUAAUAGCCGUCUGCCGAUGAUUAAACAAGGUGGUACAGCUCAGCUCCAUAGAGAAUGUCUUUUGCAGCUCUCACCACAGUAUACAUGCUCAACAACAUCAGUCAUUUUAUAUCUAUUUGACACUGAUUAAUUACUC